GUGGAGCAGUGUUGAGCACACCAUGCUUGACACCGCCGCUCCUCUGCCCGCCCCACGUGGCUGCCUCUGCCCUCCCCGGCUCCAUCCCUGGCGCCGCCCCUGCGUCUGACCUGCCCCCGGGCGGUGGCCGGGCGGCCGGAGCGAGGCUGGUCCGGCGCGCGCGCGAGCUUUUGCUACCAGCGGCCGGUGUGGGCGGACGUGCGGCUCCCGGCGCGGUGACUGUUUCUGGAAGGAAUUUCGACUACAAGUCGUAUAAGCAUCUGUCAGUUGCGUUGAAGAUUGUUACAUUUUCCGGUCAACAUGGAACUGCCAGCCUGCAGAAUCUUCACUGCGCCCUCAAACUUUCUCCCACGGACCACAGCUCAUGUGCAGCAGUACGUGCGUGCGCCGCCGUUGGUACCGAAAUUAGAAACGUCCAUCUGCCGGUCAAAACCGAACUACGGCCUACGGAAACUUCAGCUCUUGCGAAAGUUCGCCAGUUGGUGGCACUGCUCCGGCACACCGACCAAUGGACGGCGCUUCCAGGGAUCCCGUCACAAACUUCACUCGGUGGCGCUGGUGUCCAGCUGACAACUGACCGACCGCCCCGACCUGGCGAUAGGAGCCCCUCGCAGGCUGACUGCACGCGGGGAGCCGCCCUUUCAAGACUGGCGCCGGUGUCCUCUACAGUGGAGACCAUCGCGGCAGCAUGUGUGAAUCGGAGAAGAGCCGGUGGUGUCGCGCAACAGUCACUGGAUGUGACUGAUGGUGUCCGAGGGGGUAAUCGGGGGGGAGGGGGCAGGUACACCUGCCCUCUCUCCUCAUUACCCCCUCCCAUGCUUGGGUGGUAUGUUUGAGCCCAAGCACUGUAUUGGGGGAGGGGUACAGGGUGGUCCCUGGUGGACCACUCUUGUCGGGGACGUUUGGGUUGGGGGGGGGGGGGUCAGUCACCAGGUGGUGGCUACCAGAAACUGUAGUCACCACCUGGCUGAACCCCCCCCCCCCAGCCCACACAUCCCCGACACUGGUCGGGGGCGUGUGUGUGUGUGUGGGGGGUCAGCCACCUGACUGAGUCCCCCCCCCCCCCCAACCCGCACGUCCUGGACACCGGUCCGCCAGGGGUUCCCUGUUACCCUCUCCCCCACCCAGCAGCUGGGACGGGGUAUGUGUCAUGUGAAAGAAAUAAACAACCGAUGUAUUCAAA
Molecule: messenger RNA, 1183 nt
Organism: Amphibalanus amphitrite
Lineage: Eukaryota; Metazoa; Arthropoda; Thecostraca; Balanomorpha; Balanidae
Exons: 6
Source: RefSeq, a predicted model, not a curated record